AUGUCCGAUUUACAACAGCACCUCCAACCACUUGCAUCGAGUGUUAAUCUCGAUGUCGCAGAUUUGCUGGUUGAAGCUGCCGCAGUGGUCGCAACCUACAACAUGGUCUCGCGCUUCUUGGUCUCUUUGGACAUAGCCGGAUCUUCUGACGAUGUCGUUCCAUGGCCAGUCGACAGCACUGAACACACAAUCGAGCUGGCGCCCAACGUCAACAUUCAUGCCAUAACACUCGUCACCCACCCCAAUGCUCCUUGGAUUGCCUUCUCAAAUUCAUUGCUCACGGACGAGGGGAUGUGGGAAUGGAUUGUCCCACACAUAAUUGCACCGGCCGUCAGCCCCGAAUUGGCCGUUCAAAGGCACCUACAACAUCCUCCUCCAUUCUCAACGCGGUCAUGGCCAGUCGUCUGUUUCGCAGCGCCGUGCACUAUCCCUCUCCUCGCACAUGAUCUGGCUCAUCUCAUUUCCAUUCUUAUUCCGGGUGCUGCCGCUCUAGCCUUUGGUGCACUCUAUCCCACGCUCACAGAAGGCGUUAUUUCAUGUGAUACGGGGCCCAAAACUGCUCCAGGGAAUGCGGAAGCAUGGCAAGAACGUAUUGCCCUUGCAAAAACAAAAGGCAUCGAGGAGCUAGCUAGUGUGACUGUUGACCGCUGGUUCCCUUCUCCGUCCAAAUGUGGACAAGGAGCAUCCCCGCUUUCGAGCUCGGAGCAGGCGCUCUCAUGUCGUGACGACCUACUCAAACCGCUUUCAGAAGACGGCGUCGAUUUGCUGCACAGCGAUGUCAAAACCAAAGUGCUGCUUGUUGCCGGCGAGCUCGAUGGCGGGGGUAAAGUUGCAGCUGGAAUGAAAGGAUUGCGCGAAAAAUGGCUUGAAGCUACGCCAGCUGCCAAGGUCGAUUCGCCGAGAUUGCCGGGCGCGGGUCAUCUUCCGAUGAUCGACGAAACAGAGAAAUACUGGGAAGUCGUGAGCGCAUUCCUGAAGGGGUUGUGA
Mycena indigotica is the source of this 987-nucleotide messenger RNA. Its product is annotated as Carboxymuconolactone decarboxylase. Lineage: Eukaryota; Fungi; Basidiomycota; Agaricomycetes; Agaricales; Mycenaceae. The record is from RefSeq and is a predicted model, not a curated record. The transcript is spliced from 3 exons. Bases 1 to 987 code for a protein of 328 amino acids.